Molecule: messenger RNA, 651 nt
Organism: Ostertagia ostertagi
Lineage: Eukaryota; Metazoa; Nematoda; Chromadorea; Rhabditida; Trichostrongylidae
Source: the annotation of a GenBank genome assembly
AUGGACGAGGAGUUGAAGAAAGUGAAACAGCUGAAAGCUAGAGAGCAGGUGACGUCUGAGUUUCCACUGCCGAAAAUUCGCGAUUCCUUCACCAGGCAAUUUGCCGACGACUCUGAACGGAACAGUCUGGAGAGUGGAAACGAGAGGAGCAAAUAUUCGAGCUCAGCGAGAAGAUAUCGAAGUGAACGUCAACAUCGGACACAAAUCGAGCCGUACAUUGUCAUUCACUACUUCGACGAAUCAAAUCGCAAUCGAGCUCUCUACUGCGAUUCUAAUCAGGUCAUUCCACCACUUGGACGUGGAGUUCUCAAGAACAGCAAGGGUACACCCAUGGGUUCUCGGUCACGUGGGUUUCAGUCGAUGAAGGGCAAGAGUCAUAUGGAAGGACUGAAAGAGAACGGUGAUGUGCGUCCGACGGACUCGGCUCCAAAGAAGGAUCCGAAACAGGGCGAGAUCGACAUCAAAGCCAAUCGUAUUGAGGAGGAGAUGCGAGAAAAUCAUCCGCUCUUCGAUCGGCCACUGUUUGCUGUUGGACGCGACUCACGCCUUCGAAUUCUCUGUCAAAACAUUGUUUAUGCGCAGUAUUCACCUGAAAGGAUAGAUCCAGUCACUGGCAAGCAGAUCGUCCUGAAAUACAAGCAGCUACAGUGA